Molecule: messenger RNA, 721 nt
Organism: Saccostrea cuccullata (small rock oyster)
Lineage: Eukaryota; Metazoa; Mollusca; Bivalvia; Ostreida; Ostreidae
Product: THAP domain-containing protein 2-like
Exons: 3
Coding region: 62-706 (214 amino acids)
Source: RefSeq, a predicted model, not a curated record
GCUCCGUAAGUCUCGUUUACUUUCACUUUCGUUUUGUGACUUCCGGGCAGUUCCAUACAAAAUGCCAUACUGUUUUGCUUUCGGAUGUACACAUAUUACUGGGGGCAAACAGCAAUGCAGUCUGUUUAGAUUUCCCAUCGACCCCAAAAAAAGAAAGAAGUGGAUCGAAAGAUGCCGGCGAGCAGACAGAGAAUGUACAGAGAAUGAUAGAAUAUGUAGUUGUCAUUUUGUGGAGGGAAAGAAAGAAAAUGGGCCAUCAAUAUUUUCUUUUAACAAGACGUUCAACUUUCCUGAUGUACCUACUCCAAAGAGGUUAAAAAAAUCCAAAGACAAUAAAGGUAAUGAGGAAAACUCAACACUGCCAAUGACAGCAAGCCAUGACUAUGAUAAUGCAGAAAGUCAUCUUUACAAACCUCUAGAAAUUGACCAUUCCUAUUUUAUACAACCAGUAGCAGCAAAUGAUACAUGUCUUCCCAUCCAAAGGAAGACCAAUUCAGGUAGGAAAAACAAUUUCAUUCAUUGUCUAUACUUUAUAAUUCAUGCUCAUAAAAAGAAUGGUACUAAAAGUAACAAGCAGAAUGUCUCAUGCAAGUCUCAUACCCCAGUGAAGGAUUUUCCUAGAAAUAUAAAAGAAACAGUACCAGACCAAAAUAAGAACCUGGGCCAAACUCAGACUGAAUGUAAAACAAUAAUAAAAAAUCACUAGUCAUAUGCUGUAAAA